Messenger RNA from Suillus paluster, 213 nucleotides. RefSeq lists its product as uncharacterized. The annotation marks the transcript as partial. Lineage: Eukaryota; Fungi; Basidiomycota; Agaricomycetes; Boletales; Suillaceae. The record is from RefSeq and is a predicted model, not a curated record. The transcript has a single exon.
AUGUCAUUGCCAGAAGUAGAGAAGCACAUGGAAAAAAUCCUUGGUACUCGUUAUGCUGACACCAAUUGGAGGCCUGCUUUCAAGGCCGUGAUGGAUGCAGAAGGGGACUCAGAUGCAGCUGCAAGCACAGUCGAGCAGCUCGCACAAGCUGCUUGCCAAUGGACUGGUCUAAAAAUUCGAAUUCCCACACGCCAACCCCCUCUCACCCAACUC